Messenger RNA from Myodes glareolus (Bank vole), 5701 nucleotides. RefSeq names its product protein phosphatase targeting COQ7 (gene Pptc7). Gene Ontology annotation, biological process: protein dephosphorylation. NCBI's taxonomy places the organism in Eukaryota, Metazoa, Chordata, Mammalia, Rodentia, Cricetidae. Gene Ontology annotation, molecular function: protein serine/threonine phosphatase activity. Gene Ontology annotation, cellular component: mitochondrion. The record is from RefSeq and is a predicted model, not a curated record.
AAGAGCAGACAGUACUCUUAACAGCUGGACCUUCUCUCCAACCCCAAGGUCUAGAUCUUAUAAGUGGCUCUUGCCUGUAGUUUCUGGCACUCAAGAAGUCUGACCAGAAAGAGGAGGGUUGCUUCACUUUCAAGGGCAACCUCAGGUACAGGGAGACCUUGUCUCAACCAAACACAAGUUUAAAGCCAGAAGUAGUUUGUAGUUGGUCAUUUCAACUCAAGACAUAGUGAGGACUUCCUGUGCUCUGUAGUCUCUUCUCAGACUUUUGUUCAGCUGUUCUGAUAUGUAGACAUUAUCUUUAUCUAAUAAUAGUUGUAGUUGGAUUUGGGGUCAAAGGAAACACUUUGAGCUAGCUGUGUGCUCAGAGAAUAUUACUACUGGAGACAUAAGAUGAUUACAGUGAAUUAAAGGCAGCUUCUAAAUUCCAUGGCAACUCUUCAGGUGGCAUUAAAGACCAUUUUCGCUAUAACACAGCCUACCUUCUCAGCUUUUCUCUGCUGAUAGAUAUUAGGUACAGACUGGAUACAUAAUAGCAUAAUAGUCCCUUGAACUCAGUCAAUCAUGAUUGUCAUUUGUUAUCUAAAGUAAGAUACAGCCCACAGGUGAGCUGUUUGGUCAGGAUUCUCAGGAUUCCUAAGAUAGAAGUACUUUGAGCACACCCCUCUGCAACCCCUUACUCUUUACUCUCACCCACCACUAUGGUGUCAGAUCUCAUCCACCCAGUGCCUAACUUUAUGCAGACACAUCCACACAGAUACCUGCUGACCUGGGGCUCAGCACACAUCCCAGGUGAAAUGAGAAUCUUACACUGGCAUCUCCAUAUUCUUCUAGCUGUGCACUGGCCUACAUAGCAAGUUUUAGGGCAGCCGGGACUAUAUAGAGAGAUCCUGUCUCAAACAAACAAAAUCCCAGAAACCUGUUGAUACGAGGUUUUCCCAUGAAGUCUUGACCCAGGGCAAAGUGCUCUUUCUGUUGAAUUAGAGGCAUUCCUGUUAAGUACUGAGGAGAACUGGAGGACAGAAGCGCAAGUCUGUUAAGGAUGCAUUAUGGAUGCCAUUCUAAGUGUUCUCGUCUUGGUUACUGUUGAAAAAAAAGGCAGAUAGAAUAUUCCUGAACUGACACAUACUACUGUGCCUUGGUGUGGUUGUGGUCCCAAAGAGACAGCAGAAUCCGAAAACUUUUCUAUCUCUCUAAAGGAGACGAUGUUCACCAAUAUCUUGUCAGAAGCCCUUAAACAAAGAAGGUAAGAGGCCCAGGACCAGUGCACCCAAGCUCUACUGUGUUAUUCCUCCACGCACGUGUCCUGUAACACAGAUGCUGAUGUAUUGCUCUGAAGAAACAACACACAUAGAAAAAUAGGAGGCUGCAGAAGAUGCUAAACUUUUGAUCAAGAGAAUGAAGGAAGUCAAAGGAAAUACCAAGAACAGAUUACCAAGAGAUGGAAGCUAUCCUUCCUGAGAGCUUCCAGUCUGGUCCAGAAUAAGUCUUUGAGUCACAAGUAAAUGAUCAGGCCUUGGGGGGAAACAGUGAAGAUAGAGACCCAUCAAGAUGGCUCAGAAGGCAAAGGAGUUGCAGAUGGUGUUGGAGGAUGGAGAGACUAUGGUGUGGACCCAUCUCAGUUCUCAGGGACUUUAAUGCGAACAUGUGAGCGGUUAGUAAAAGAAGGACGCUUCAUUCCUAGCAAUCCUGUUGGGAUUCUCACCGCGAGCUACUGUGAAUUGCUGCAAAACAAAGUACCUUUGCUGGGUAGCAGCACAGCCUGCAUUGUGGUACUGGACAGAAGUAGCCACCGCUUGCACACAGCGAACCUGGGUGACUCGGGCUUCCUCGUGGUCCGGGGCGGCGAAGUCGUGCACCGAUCUGAUGAACAGCAGCAUUACUUCAACACUCCAUUCCAGCUCUCCAUCGCUCCCCCUGAGGCUGAAGGGGUUGUCCUGAGUGACAGCCCGGACGCUGCUGAUAGCACGUCUUUUGACGUCCAGUUAGGAGAUAUCAUCCUGACGGCAACAGAUGGGCUCUUUGACAACAUGCCUGAUUAUAUGAUCCUUCAGGAGCUGAAGAAACUGAAGAAUUCAAAUUACGAGAGUAUACAGCGGACUGCAAGAAGCAUUGCUGAGCAGGCACAUGAGCUGGCCUAUGACCCAAAUUAUAUGUCACCUUUUGCACAGUUUGCAUGUGACAAUGGAUUGAAUGUGAGAGGUGGAAAACCAGAUGAUAUCACUGUCCUCCUCUCAAUAGUGGCUGAGUACACGGACUGAUUGGCCACGUUGGCAACUCCUGCCUUUCCCUUGUCGCCCCAUUUUUCCCUGCCAUGUGUGCUGAUCCUGCUGGCAGGACCACAUUUCUUUGCCACUGAUCUCAGUGGCCAAUGCCGGAUGCCUGGCCCUUGUUUGAGACCCAUUGAGAGUCUUGUUGAGAACCACUAUUGUCAUCCACUAGCCCGGAACCUGCUGGUGACCACCAAGAGAAACUAGGUGACUGCUCCCUUCUCCCGGAGAUUUUCAAAGCCUUUUACCUUUCAAAAGCAGUUGAAGUUUUGAAAAUAAGUAAUGUUGGUAAAGUGAAUUCAGAAUUUCAGUGUGUUAAAGGGAUGCUAACAUCCAACAGACAGUAAAUAAUGACGUCAUACUGGAAAACACACAACCCUCCCAGGAGGAGCUCGUGACCACGGGCGCAGUCUGCUGGACCUGCCAUGGCUUUGUGUUUUCUGUAUAAACUCCUGUUUCCCAGGAGUUCACAUCCUGCUCCAAACCUGUGCUGGGUUCUGACAUCUCAACCCUAGCAGCUUACAGUUUUGGUGACAAAUUGGAAGAAAAUUUUCAUUCUUUGGAUGCAGAUAUUUUGUGCUUUUUAAAAAAAUGCUUAAUUGUGCUCCUGUGAUUGAAGCUAUGGCAGUUAUUGGUUUUUCAGGUCACAGGCUCGAGGCCUGGCCCAAGGAGGGACGGAGGAAGGAGACUACCAAAAUCUAUUCCCAGAAAUGUAACGCAAAAUUGCAAAUCUCCUCAAAGCCUGAGAAUCAAACGCUGCAGCCGAAGUCUUCUGUGCUGCCUGUGAGAAUGCCACAGGCCUUCCCGGCCAGGCAAAAGUAUGCAGUUGCAGCUUGGCAUGGGGUUGACUGUGGACAGCCUCGCUCCUUCCGUCCCUCAGGAGCCUCACACCUUUAGAGCAUGCCCCAACUGUGCUGUGUCCUCAAGGUGACAGCGUGGUGGCUGCAGCACAUGGAAUCCACAGGAAAGCUAGUGAUGACCUGACGUUCGCAGUGACCCCAGCUGAGUAUGGGGUUCUGAGUCCAGCUUAAUGUUUACAGUUCCAAUAGCCAUUUGCAGUAGGUGACGUUCCUUCUCAGACUUCCCCAUUACCCGCGAGCGCAAACUUACUUUUAAGGUUUAUGUACAAUUGACUGCUGUAAAGAUAUAUUUUUGGGUCCGUUCUUUUCCUUCUUUAACUUGGUGGUAGAAAACCAUAUAUACUUAGAAGCCCUUAAAUUAAAGCCGUGUUUUCUGUGUAAGUCAGGUGAUGUUGGUGUGAAGAGCACGUGAGCAGCCGCACAGCCCUUCCUCUGCAGGAGACACUGGCUCCCUGGUUACUGCAUUGAACUUGUGUUUGAGGUUACCUCAACUUGUUUUUAAAAGAUUUUGUCUGUGAGUUUGUAUAUUUGAGUAGCUGUCUCUUGUUUUAUUUAAAUUGUUUACCAUGUACCAUGUACAUGUCAUUGCUGUAUCUCAGUGCAUCAUGCUUGUAACAGGCAUUUCGUUUAUAAGAAUGAGUUACUCAUUUGUAAGCUGUUCAGUAAUUUAUCUACUAUUCCUAAAUUGGCAUAAUGUUAGAUUCCUAUUUUGAAUCACCUUUAAUUACAUGUCAGAAUGCCUUAACUACCCUAACCUGACAACACUGAGUUCUUUGGUGAGGAGAUACAGGGGCCGGGUAUGGAGGGAGACUGAGAUAAAGAGAUGCCAUGCUCUGUUGAUGACGGAGCAUGAGGGGCACUGGUGAGUAUUUAUUUUGCACAAACUCUUGGCAGUGUCUGUGUUUAGAACAGUAAAGUUGUAUCCAGACGGGGUGUGUGGCCCUAGGACUGACUACUUCAACUCUUUUCUGUGGUUUAUAAUUAGUUUCUGGUCAGAUGUAUUGUAGCCUUACAAUCUGGAUAUAUUUUUGCAUUAAUUUUCCAAUGCCAACAUUUAAUUCCUGCUAGGAGCAGAGCUGGUCAAGUCACUGGCAUUUUUCUGCUCUUACUUAGCCCAUCAAGCAGUCUUUUCUAAAGGUAGAUUGGUGUAUUUUCUACAGCUUACUUAGUCAACUCACUUUCUGAGUAGUGGUUGUUAGAAACGGACAGUGUGGCUGCUGUAGUGCACUGGGCACCAUGGGCAGCAUUGAGAUUCAGACUGAAAAUUACUCUGGGCCUGGCGCAUGGACUAGUGACAUUACAUAUUCCAUUUGCUUCGCCCCUGUCCUUUUUCUUACACACUUAAUGUUAUGGCUGUCGGACGCCAGGUGGAGGAGUGCUCCCUCGCACUCCCCAUUGGCCAGGGGCUCUGCCACACACCCCUCACCAGGUCCUCUUUGGAACCUGGUGUGUGCGUGCAUUGUAUUUUAAAUCAAGCAAUGUAAGCACUCAUAUUUGUCUCACGGAAUGAACUUUUAUAACAAAAGAGAAAUUUGGGUUUUAAUUUACAAAUGGCAAAUUAUUUAUCCCUCUCUGGAUGCACCAAAGACCAGUAAAGUUUAUAGCUUUUCCAUCUAUAUUUAUAAAGCAAUACUGUAUUAUAAAAAAUCACUAUUUUUAUCACAUGCUUGAAAUUUUUAUUUUGUUCUGUUUUAAAAAUGUGCACUCUAAACAUAUCAGAACCUUAUUUCUUCCUAUGAACUUAAGCUGCCUGCGCACAAGAAAUAAAUAAGAUUACCAAAUGGAGGUGAAAUAGCUAGAGUCCCUAGGCUCUUAAAAAUUGAAAGAAAUGAGGGCGAGAACAAGUUAUUUGUCCUGAGUUACUGUAUGAGCUUGACUGGGUUGGUAGGUUACUAACUCACAGAGAAUCCAUUCCAAGUGUGCGUUUCUGGGUUGGGCUGUGUCUGGAGUAGAGACUGAGUAUGAGCUUUCUGAGGCAGGAGAGUGCCCUUUUCUGCUGCUGUCCUUGUUUUGAAUAGAGGAGGCAGCGAGACCUCACAGGGCUGCCCUCCUGGUGAGUGUUGUGGAGGUGGCCAGCAGGAUUGGGUAGGGCUGUCUGUACAUGUUUAUACUUUUGGGUAGGUUCAUGGCUCCUUGUCACUGUCCACCAGCUAUCUUCGGCAAAGUUAGAACAGUUUCUCUCUGGAGACUGUCACAGUUUUGUGUUAAAAAAAAAAAAUUGUGAUACUAAGAAAAAAAAACCUGCUUAUAAAACAAAAUAUGAAACAGAAGACAUUUGGAUUCUAUUUCUUUCAAAAAGUAAAUUUAUCACAAAAUUGAAUUUCUCAACUAAAGCAGUGUCCAUGUCAAAUGUAACUGUUAGCAGGUAGUUUGUGGCAAAGGCGACUAAGUGAUGAAGCAAAUCUGAAUCCUUGUAUACUAAUAAGCUGUGUUUUCUGUUGAGACUAUCAUUGUUUGUCCUACAAAAGGCAAUGACCUGAAUCGAUGUCUGAAAUAUAACUUAUGCAGGAAUAGUUCUGUAAAUACAUUUAAAUAAACUGUAAAGAUAUUUAAUAAAUAUAGUAUUUAUACUAA